Messenger RNA from Penicillium bovifimosum, 831 nucleotides. Its product is annotated as defective in cullin neddylation 1 family protein. Lineage: Eukaryota; Fungi; Ascomycota; Eurotiomycetes; Eurotiales; Aspergillaceae. The coding region runs from base 1 to 831 and encodes 276 amino acids. Gene Ontology annotation, cellular component: ubiquitin ligase complex. The record is from RefSeq and is a predicted model, not a curated record. The transcript has 5 exons. Gene Ontology annotation, biological process: positive regulation of ubiquitin-protein transferase activity; protein neddylation. Gene Ontology annotation, molecular function: ubiquitin conjugating enzyme binding; ubiquitin-like protein binding; cullin family protein binding.
AUGGCGCCGUACACAGCUGCCCAGAAGAAGCUAAUUGCUGAAUUCAUUGAGGUCACCAGGACCAAGGACACCGUGGCCCCCAAGUUCCUUAAAGCAAGUGGAUGGAAGUUGGAACAAGCGAUUGUUGAUUACCUGGCCGCUGCCAAGAGCACACAACAUGUGUAUACCUCGCCAAUUACCAUCCUUUUCGAAAGCUACCGCGACGACCCGGUCGAGAGUCCGGAUACCAUCGGUAUCACUCGCGCCAUAGACUUCCUACGUGACAUCAAUGUGGAGCUGGACGAGGUCGCCUGUCUGGCCGUCUCCGAGCAACUCAAGUGCCCCUCGAUCGGCGAAAUCACCCGUGAUGGCUUUGUGCUUGGAUGGAUCAAUGCCGGCUGCGACACUAUCCCCCUGAUGCAGGAGUGGGUCAAGAAGGUCCGUACCCGCAUCCCUAAGGAUCCCCAGCUCUUCCGGAAGGUCUACCGUUACGCCUUCACGGUCUCCCGCAUGCAAGGUCAGCGUCACCUGCAAUUUGACAUCGCCGUCGAGCAGUGGCGUCUCUUCUUCACUGCUGAGCGCGGCGGUCUGGCUUGGAACACCAAGACUACCCCGUGGCUGGACUGGUGGAUCCAGUACCUCGAAGAUUUCGGCAGCAAGCCCGUUACCAAGGACCUGUGGGAGCAGGUUGAGGUCUUCAUGCGCAAGACUCUCGAGGAUGAGGAUAUGCACUGGUACAAUCCUGAUGGUGCUUGGCCUGGUGCCCUGGAUGACUUCGUCGGUUGGGUUCAGGAUGAAAGGCACGAGCCGAAGAUGGGUAAGGGGCAGGAGCAGGAUAUGGAGGUCGAGUAA